This is a messenger RNA of Culex pipiens pallens (northern house mosquito), 2549 nucleotides long. RefSeq lists its product as uncharacterized. Gene Ontology annotation, molecular function: nucleic acid binding. The record is from RefSeq and is a predicted model, not a curated record. Lineage: Eukaryota; Metazoa; Arthropoda; Insecta; Diptera; Culicidae. The coding region runs from base 70 to 2523 and encodes 817 amino acids. The transcript has 2 exons.
AAUGUCAAUUGAAGAAAAAACAAAAUAUGAUGGAUUGAUCGGCCAAAGUUUCAAAACUAGUUUGUGAAAAUGUUUUGCGGAAGCGCACCGGUAGAAAAUUGCAUCGAGCCGGACUUCACCGUAGCUGGUUCCAUCGAGUGGGAUCGGAAAUUAACACCGGGCGAGCGAGCGGAAGUGCUGUUUGUUCCAGCUAAGUUCCGGUACUUGAAUCCACCAGCCAAGGAUCCACUAGUGGACCCGGAGUGGCCACUGGCAGCUUUUUGGCCGGCUUAUUUGUCCAACUUCAUGGUGACCAAUUGGAUCGGUCAGUGGAACGCGUUGAAGCAUUGGUAUGCCCAAGUGUCGGACUUUUUCGCCUACAAAGGAUUCCAAACCCGGAUGAUUUACUUUCACACGCUGGACUCGGACUACCUCCAGCUACAGAAGAAAAAUAUGCUCAUUGAAGCGCUGGUUUAUUUUGGCUCAGAGGAGGAAGCCGAACGAGCCAUCGCCACUUGUCACCGAUGCCGGUACUUUGGGCACUGGUUGAACGUGCUUCCCGGCAGGACGCCGGAAUAUUUCUGCAAUGAACUUUCCGUGCGACUCGUCAAAGGGCCCGCCCCCACAUCGGAAUCUCAUCUCGAGCAUUCUCUAAGACCGUUUGCCAAGGUCAAACUAGCCAUCCGGCAUAGCAUAGGAAACAUUUUGGUUCAGUUCAGCUCAAAGGAGGGCAUGCUCAAGGCAUUGGCUAGUCAGGCCAACUGGAAGCCGAUUCAGUUAAUGGAACCAGUUCGGAUACAGCGGUUCCUUGAGUCGGAUGUCAAAAUGGGAAUACAAUGGGAGAUGGAAAAGCAGCCAGACUUUCUGACUCAGCGACCAAGACGAAAGAUCUGGCAAUACUUUGAGGACGGAAUUCAGCCAAUAGUGGACAAUACCUGGACCAUCGAUGAUACGCCGAAACAAUCAAAGUGCUUGAAGCUGGAGAAAAAGCUAAAAAAACAGAAGAUCAAAGCUGCGUCCAAAAGGAGGCUUAUGAAGCAAAAUUUCCAGAAAUACAUGAAAACGGAAGAGUACAAAAAUUUGUCGCAAGCGGAAAAGAACGCCCUGUGCGAGGAGACGUACAGGACGUACGGCUUCAAUCCGCUCGAGACGAAGGGACACUCGAAAGCGCAAACCCCCAGGCAAAGAAAAGCGAGCGUACUGAAGUCGGUCAACUGGUUCUUGAAGCAAGGCGGCAAACCGACCCUGACCAAGGCCGACCAGUUGAAGAAGCGUAGCGAACGAGACAAGCGACUGCAGAUGGCGAAAGACGGCGAUCGAAGGUGGAAAUUUGGCCAAAUUAAGUGUCACAGGACUGAAAGAAGCGAAAUGUUUUGUGGAAGCCCCCAGGAACUCGACUGCAUCGAACCCGAUUUCACCGUGUCCGGCGCAAAGGGAUGGGGCCGACGAUUGGCGCUAGCCGCAGACGGUUUGUUCGUUCCCACUGACAACUUCGUUCGGGAUCCAGCGAGGGCCGACCCGCUCGUCACGGAUCCAAAGUGGCCGCUGGCAACCUUUUGGCCGGUUUACCUGUCCAACUUUUUGGUCGACGAGUGGGACGAGCGGUUCUGGUACGACCCGGUGUCGGAUUUUUUCGCGCAUCAUGGGUUGGAAACCCGGAUGAUUUACUUUCACACGCUGGACGCGGAGUUCCUGGAGGUGCAACGGAACUGCUCGCUGAUCGAUGCGCUGGUGUACUUUAGCUCGGAGGAGGAAGCAAAGAUGGCCAUGGCGAUGUGUCAUCGAAGUUUGUAUUACGGUCAUAAGUUGAACGUGCUGCCGGGGAGGAGGCCGGUUUAUUUUUGCAAUGAAAGAUCGGCGCGACUGGUGCGGCAUGACGUGGAGGCGUCACAGAGACCGGAAACUAGCCUGGAGAACGUGCUGACACCGUUUGGGAGGGUUGAGUUCACGACUCGUCAGAGCGAACACACCAUCUUGAUGGAGUUUACCAAUACGGAUUGCCUGGUCCAGGCGCUGUCCAGCCAAAAUACGUGGAAACCGGUGCAAAUGAGUGGCCAGAUCCAGAAGCAACGGUUCGUAGAAGCGGACGUCAAGAAUGGCCUUAUCUGGGCCGUCGAAUCGCAGGAAGGAUUUUUGCAGCAACGACCGCGGCCGGAAGUGGCGAAGUACUUUGACGACGGCAUUCGUCCCGUGGUGGAGACCUGCUGGCGUCCGAGACAGCUGCCGCGGUUGUCCCGGGAAAAGCUGGACCGCGAUGCCCACCUGAAGGAGCUGUGGAAGAAAAAGAAAAAGGAGGUCCACUUCUCGCAGCUGAGCAAGUGGCAAAAGGACAAACUGUACCAGGACGUUUGCAAAGAAGCCGGCUACGGAAUGAAACCGGGCAAGAAGGCCAAGAAGCUGCAGGCGGGUGUGCUGAAGUCGAUCAACUGGUUCCUGCGCACCCGGGACAAACCUACCCUGACGAGGGACGCCAUGGUUGAGCGGGUGAAGCUUCGGAAUACCGUACUGAACGUGUUGCACGUUGCGAAUUUAAAAAGUGCGUAGUAAAUUUGUCACUGCAUUGAAUUAAA